Messenger RNA from Cataglyphis hispanica, 4681 nucleotides. It is a transcript of the gene SWIP, whose product is annotated as WASH complex subunit 4. Gene Ontology annotation, biological process: endosome organization; endosomal transport. The record is from RefSeq and is a predicted model, not a curated record. Gene Ontology annotation, cellular component: endosome; WASH complex. The coding region runs from base 187 to 3444 and encodes 1085 amino acids. The transcript has 3 exons. Lineage: Eukaryota; Metazoa; Arthropoda; Insecta; Hymenoptera; Formicidae.
GUGUAUAUAAAUAUCAAUAUAAGUAGAAGUUGUAGUCAUUUGAAUAACGACAGUGAAUUUUGUGUUAUUCGAAACAAAAUAAUUAUUAUUUAAAUUCGAGUGCAUGCUAAAAUAGAUAUGUAUGAAAAAAUAUAUACGUAUAUAAUGUGUAUGUGAGAUUGUCAGAAUUACGUUCACUAAUUAAAAAUGACAGAGGCACCGGCGUGGAAUUCCAAGAAAGAUGAGAGCAUCUACAAAGCUGCAGGUGCCAUGCACUUGCGAAAGUAUGGAGAGUUUUUUGAAAAUCUGAUGGAAAAAUCCUGGAAUGGUGAUUCUAUGCUGGAGUAUGUUAUAGAAGGUCCUUUGCGUCUGAUUUACAAGGCACAGGAGAAUAUUAGCAUCCUUUCCCUAGUGGAGAUGGAAAACAAGGCACUGGCCAAGCUGCUGGCAGCUGUGGCAGGAACGUGCAGGGAAAUCAGGCUGCUGAAGGUGGAAGCUUCUGGUUUCUAUGCAAAACUUUUUAUGCAUGGAGAGAGAUGCGCAGAUGAUGAUUUCAUUAGUGUGACUAAAUUGCUGUCCGAUCUACAAGAUCUGUCCAUAUUUGCCAAUCGGAUGUCAAAUGUUGUGCAUUUGACUACGCAACAAUUGGCAAGUUUAUCGGGCGCCGUUCAUGAGAUCUAUUUACCUACCCUGAUAGAAGGAUUCAUAGAUCUAUUUGUCAUUUUUAUGACUCUUGACGAGAUCAUUGAUGCUCAACCAACAAUAGUGGAUCAGUGGAAGAAGUACAGAAUGCAUGUGCGAUCCAUGAUGCACAAUCCAUCGCAAUUCGGCGUCGCCGAGGCGAAACUAGAGACAUUUGAUCAGCUGCUCAAGAAUUUGCAAGAGAAGUUGUUACGAAAAAAUAUGUUUUUAAAGGCAAUCGAUCAUGUGAUGAAUGUUAAUAAAGGUAUGGUUAUGAGCGAGCAAAUUAUCAGCUAUUUGAAGAACAUUAUUACAGAUGUGGAAACUAAAUCCAACGACCAAGCUGCAUUGAACAAAAACUGGAUAAGAGCCAAUAUAGGCAUUGCAGUGGUGAUAAAGCUGUUUGGCGCUUGUGACAAGAGAUUGAUCAAGAGAUUGCUGGAGGCAAACAAGAGAUUCUACGCAGUCACAUUGGUAGGAAAUGUGAUUUGGGUACCUAGCAGAUUCCUCAGCAAUAUUGUGCCAAAAGAAACCGGCACCGCCGUGAGCCUACAAAUAGGCGAAAAGAUUCUACAAAUGAGGACGCAAAGAUUGCCGACUGUAGUGAACAAUCUAAUACACCGAACAACGACCUGGUGCGUGGAGAUGCAGAGUAUCCUAACAAGGAUACAUCUUCAGGUAUCGGAUAUCGGGCAGAAACGUACGCUGCUAACGGAUUUGCUAGCUCUCUUGUCCCAGAUGCGAGAGACAGUCGCGUUCAUAACGAAUCUUCACGCUUUGCUCUCGAAGCUCAUGAGUCGCAACACGGUACAACUGAUCUACAGAAUCGUGGAAUUGCAAAAGUCUUUACAGACAACGUUUUAUGCGCUCGGACCGAUCGUGGUGCAAUCACAGGCGCAGGUGCUGCAGUAUUUAGCUUAUUAUAUGCUAGCUAUGCUGGAGACGGCGCGUAAGGGUCUCGUUCAGAAAGAUAAAAGCUAUAGCAGAGAACGACUAGACGCAUUAUCGCUAAUAGGGCUUAGUAUGCGGUUGAUAAGCGGUCCGGCGAGCGCAGACAGGCGAUUGCUAGUGCGCUGCACAUUGGCAUGUGCCAGCCAGCUGACCGACACCUUCCGCGAAGAGGACGUGGUAAAGUUGCGGUUCUUGUUAGAUAGUUACGAUGCCGUGGCCGAGCUGCACGAGUUAGUCGACGAUCUUUGCGACUACUCAUUAUUGUUGCAUCAUCAAAAUAUGCUACCCGCCUACCUCUCCUCAGUCAUCGACAGCAACAUCGGUGUCUGCCACAUUGCUCACCUGUUCGCUGCCUUCAACAGCGCUGUGGGCGAGCAGGAAUCGAUUGAGUUGAGAGAAAAACAUAUCGCGGACCUCAGAGAGAGCUUUGUGAAAAACGUGCUGAAGCCGGCUUGCCAUGAAAUCGAGACCAGUCUACGACUGCAUGUGCACGCCCAUCUCAAAUUAGACUCUGCAAAUCCCUUCAACAUCGGCGCCAAGGACAGCGGCAGAGUGGUGCGCGUUCCGCCGCUGCCUUUGGCUGAAAAUAUGAUCUGCACCAAGAGAUUCGUUGAGCAUUAUCUGGAUGAUAUGUUCUACAAUCUGACAACAGUGGCUCUGCAUGAUUGGAGAACUUACCGGAUGAUGCAUACGUUAGCCAGCUAUAAGAUGGGACUGGACACGGUACAAGACCAUCUGCCGACGCAGACUCUCGAGCAAGGUCUAGACGCUCUGGAGAUCAUGCGUAACAUACACGUAUUUGUUUCCAGGUAUCUGUAUAACUUGAACACGCAGACGUUUGUAGAGCACAGUAGUGGUAACAAGCAUCUCAACACUAUUGGCAUUCGACAUAUCGCCAAUUCGAUUCGCACCCACGGCACCGGUAUCAUGAGUACUACUGUGAAUUUUGUCUAUCAAUUCCUGCGCGUUAAGCUGCAUACAUUCUCACAAUUCCUCUUCGAUGAGCAUAUUAAGUCGCGACUAAUGCGUGACAUCAGGUUUGUCCGAGCGCAACGGGAAGCGGGUGCCAUUCCGUAUACAUAUGAGCGAGCGGAGAAAUUCCAGAAGGGUAUCCGGAAACUGGGCAUGACCGCGGACGGAUUAAGCUAUUUAGACCAGUUUCGGCAGUUGAUCACACAAAUUGGCAAUGCGCUCGGCUACGUGCGGCUAAUCCGUUCCGGUGGUCUCCAUGCUAGCUCCAAUGCGGUAUCCUUUCUACCAGAUAUUGAGAAGACAGUGCCGUUUGAAGUGCUCUGUCGUGGACUGAAUUACAGUGUCGAAACGCAGGCAGCGGCCAGACGGUUGGAGGACGACAUUGCCGAUCUUGUCCGUAACUUCACCGAGGGUAUCCAAUACUUCAAGCUACUAGUGGACGUGUUCACGUCAGCAUUUCGCGAUGCCAAGUCUUACCAUCUGCAACAGUUCUAUGCUAUCGUACCGCCAUUGACGCUCAGUUUUGUAGAUAAUUCCGUAUCGAAUAAAGAGAAGAUGUUUAAAAAAAACCAAACUGGCGCGGCCUUUACCGACGAUGGCUUUGCCAUGGGUAUCGCCUACAUCAACGCACUGCUCGAUCAGAAUGCAGAGUUGGAUAGUCUGCAUUGGUUUAAGACAGUGGAACAGCAUAUCGCCCAGGAAAAGCUGGCCGCCGAAGGCAAAGACGAUCACGGUGAUGAAAAGCUCCAGCAAACCAGAGCGCUUACUCUUCAACGUCUCGCUGAGAGGAAUGCCGAAUUUCAGUUAUUAUACUAUAGUCUUUCUGGUGCUAGAGUGUUUUUCAAACAGCCUGACACGUAAUACGAGACAACUGAUAUUAUUUUAGUAUGUCAAUAUUGAAUUCUAUGUUCUUGGACCUGAGUUGAUUUCUUGAUCGUUAAGAGAGAAAUAAACAUAAAUCAUAAACAAUUAUAAAAAGAUAAAUAAGCAUUUAAAUUUACUAUUUCUUAAUUUUAUUCCUAAUUUUAAGUUUAAACAGAAUUUGAAGUAAAUAUAAUGCAGUCUAGCGCCUCUUUUGAUUUUAUAUAUAUACAUAUAUAUAUAUAUAUAUAUAUAUAUAUAAUCAUAGAGCACAGGUUAUUGUAAAUGACUUAGAUUCUUUACAACCACUUUUAUAAAUAUUUUCUACAUUCACAAUAUCUUUAUGAUAUUAGAUUCUCGUUAAAUAAAUAAUGGCUAGACUGAGCGACUAGGAUUUAUUAUGCCUAAAAAAGGUGCAAUUACUAUUUGCAAUAGCAAAUAGAAUCGAAAGAGUAAGUGAAUGAAGGCAUUUGUGUGAUUGUUUAAGCUUUAAAUUUAAUCAAAUUCAUGAGUAAUUACUCAUCGCAAUAGUGUGUAUGUGUAAUAUGUAAUUUGUGAAAAAAAUUAUAUUAAAAGUGAUACAAAAUAUAAUUACUAUUUAAUAAAUUAUUUAUAGUAAUAUUUCUGAGAAUGUGAUGUAAACCUUCAUCCACUACUUUCAAUAAAUCUAUUGGUUCACCUGAUUAAAUUUCUACUUUCCUGACAAUUGAAUUUUUCGAAGGAAUUGUCACAAUCUGGAUCUCGACAUUGUGUUUUCUAAGUUUUUAACAAACUAUUCUGUAAUAACAUUAACGCACUGGCGUAUGCGAUAAACAUAGACAUAUAUACACAAUAUAAUUAACUACUUUCAUAGCUGCAUGUGCCAAAAGCAAUUGCAUUGUGUGCUAUGCAUACAAUAAGAAUCUGAUCUCUUGUCUUAAUUAUCAUUUAAAACAUCUUUCAAAACAAUCGUUCUUAAAUAAAAUUAAAUAUUUUUCCAAUAUCAGCAAUAAUCUUUUAAAGAUUAUCGCUCAAUAAAUUUCUGUAAAAUUUUCUUGUGCUAAUCUUCAGACGAUUAUGUGCGAUUAAUGUACAAUAAUACACAUAACCGCAAGCAACAUGUAUCACAACAAAAUAUAAAAUCUAUUAACAUAAAAUUUGCGUCACAAUAUCGCAAUAAAAUAUCACAUUGAAUUUAUCAGAAAAACAAAUCUAUAUCCUUAUUAGGAAAUAUAUUAAUAUUAAGUAAUAUAUAUUA